UUUGCAGACUAAAAGAUCUCUUAAUUAGAUUUGAAGGAAAUGUUGGGGUAAUGGCGGAGGUCAAAAAGAAAAAGCAUUUCAUUCUAAUACACGGAGCAUGUCAUGGAGCAUGGUGCUGGUACAAACUCAAACCAAGGCUCGAGUCAGCCGGCCACCGUGUGACGGCGGUCGACAUGGCGGCCUCAGGCAUCAACACCAACCAAAUCCAGGCCGUUCACUCCAUGUACGAGUACACUAAACCAUUGUUGGAGAUAUUAGCCUCGUUGCCUGACGAUGAAAAGGCUAUUCUCGUUGGACAUAGCUUGGGAGGCCUGAAUUUGGCCCUGGCAAUGGACAAGUAUCCGCAGAAGAUCUCAGCUGCUGUUUUCUUGACCGCUUUCAUGCCUGAUACUGCACAUAAACCUUCAUUUGUUUUAGAACAGUAUUGGGGAAGGACACCACCGGAAGCUUGGUUGGACACUCAAUUUGCUCCAUAUGGAGAACCAGAAGAGUCUUUGAUGUCGAUGUUUUUUGGGCCCAAGUUCUUAACAUUCAAACUUUAUCAGCUAUCCCCAGUUGAGGAUCUGGAGCUGGCAAAGGCUCUGAUCAGGCCAGGAUCAUUGUUCGUAGCCGAUUUAUCGAAGACAAGCAGGUUGUCAAACGAAACGUACGGAAGUGUUCCUCGAGUGUACAUUGUGUGCAAUGAAGACGAAGGGAUACCAGCUAAAUUCCAACGGUGGAUGAUCGAGAAUUUUGAAGUGAAUGAUGUGAUGGAGAUAAAGGAUGCAGAUCAUAUGGCUAUGUUCUCAAAGCCACAUGAACUGUUUAAUUGUUUGUCAGAAAUAGCACAUAAAUUUGGCUGAUGUUAUUAAUCGAGUGGCCGUUUGAUUUGUUAAGCUUUGGUUUUUUCAUGGAGAUACUGUUGUUUAUGGGGUAGUUGGAUGUUGUUGGAUUCUUCGGAUGGAAAUUCUCUGCCGCUUAUUAGUC
Hibiscus syriacus is the source of this 966-nucleotide messenger RNA. RefSeq names its product salicylic acid-binding protein 2-like. The record is from RefSeq and is a predicted model, not a curated record. The transcript is spliced from 3 exons. Gene Ontology annotation, biological process: salicylic acid metabolic process; jasmonic acid metabolic process. Bases 51 to 842 code for a protein of 263 amino acids. NCBI's taxonomy places the organism in Eukaryota, Viridiplantae, Streptophyta, Magnoliopsida, Malvales, Malvaceae. Gene Ontology annotation, molecular function: methyl indole-3-acetate esterase activity; methyl salicylate esterase activity; methyl jasmonate esterase activity.